AUUUACAUUUGUUUUUGCAUGCAUGAGUCUGGAUUCUUACUUCAGUAAUUCUUACUAAUAUAUUUGUUUAGGUAACAGGACAUCUCAACAUGACCAAAUGUGUCACUUCAUGUUAACAAUAAGCACAUUAGACGUGUUCUUGUUGUAGCUGUGGACCCUGGAGCAGCUCUGAUGGCUUUUGAAUCUCUUUGUCAAAUGCUAACUAACAUUAGUCAUGUCCAUCUGUACGUUUAAAUGCUUCACGUUACUAAAAUGCUGUCAGUGGGGAAGUAAAGCCGCUGUCUUUUUGUGACACGUGGGCGAUCAGAUUGUGUGUAGAAAAAGUGUAGAAAAGUCUCUUUUAUCUCUGUGGUUGAAGCAAGUUCAUGAAAACCAACGGAGAACACAAUUAUCUUUGACGACUUAAAGCGUCGCGACUCUAACGGAACAUUUGGAGCGUGCCCAGUUUUAAAUGAACAAACAUUGACGGUUACGUUUUUGAAAUUGCGAUGAUAGGAACCAAGAUGGUGGAACCUCUGCCGGGUGGUGGGAACGACAGGCUGCUGUGUGCAGCUUCCCCUCCUGUUCUUUGAAGGAGCAAAGAGCCCCCUCGAGGAUCUCAAAAUGACUCACUUCAUUAACUCGUGCCGCUGACACACCGAGACAGGACAAUGACAAAGUCGCCUCAGGAUUAACACGAAAUGUCUGGGUCUGAAAUAAGUGGACAGAGAACGAAGCGAGAGAGGUCUCCGUAGUUUAGAGAUGAACUUGUGUCUCGCAUUCGAUACUAAAUGAUAGAAAUGGAAGAUGAAGAUGAAACCUCUGGAAGCAUAUGGAUAAUAUAAUGCAAGCGUCUGUUGUAAUGAAGCGUGUAAUAGCUGCUUUUCUAAUGUCAUGAAAGACAGAACGCUGGAAGGAAAUCAAACCAGAGAGGACUGAAGUGAACUGAGGCCUUUUUCUUCUGGUGCGUUGUCUCCCUCUGCAGGGGAGGCGGAGUAAAGACAGCCUGACAACAAAGGAAGAACAGAGUGAGGAGCAAAAAGGCCGAAAGUGGAAAGAAAGCAGCAAAGCACUGCAUGCAUACGACAUUUCAAUCAAACAGUCUGCAUGUUCUGAUCCCUUUAAUACCCCCGGAUGAUCAUUCCUUUGUUGGGAGCGUGCCCUGUACAAUAUUGUGUGUGUGUGUGUGUGUGGCGCAUAGUUCGAAAAGGCUUAUCCAGGGCGACAUGUGCAUUCAUGACUUCCUUUAGAUAAAAGUGAAAAUUUAAAUGAGAAGCAUGAGUUUUGACCUGCUUGUCUGAUUGGUGGUGAAGUGGUGUCCUGUAGAUGAGCCCGUUGAGGACUUUCUUUAGUUAGUUAGCUCAUGGUGUCGACUUCAACCCCCCUGCGGUGAUGCCGUGUAGCCCUAUUCUCAACAUCUGCGACAUGUUUACAACUCCAAAUCUGAAUUUCGACACCAAAAAAGAUGAAUCCUGUUUACGUAAUAAAAAAAUGUUUAAAAAAAUGAAUAAUUUCCGCAGACUUUUAUAUGCCUCGUGGCAUCCAUCGUUCAUCUGCGCUCGAAAAAGCUUCACGAUGCUUCAAAGGCAAUAAUCGCUCAAAAGUGGAACUGUCGUUCCUCAACAUGGAAACAAUUUCCCCGCCGUCAGCUCUGUCGGGUCCCAUGAAUGCUCCAAACAGUUGGAAUUAGAUUUGAUGACAAAGUAGUUGCUUUUAGUUCCGUCAUAAAUACUCUCUUGCCCGUUAACCCCUGGGGGGUCGUUAUUUUGUUUUUUGAUCUGUCACACUCCAAAAUCCCCCCCGCAGUGCAGGAGGCGAUAUUGAACCACACUCGCAUUCCAGCAUGUGUUGGAGCCCAUGACACAUAUCAGCUCCAUGUGUUGGUCGUGCCACAUUACGGGCUCAACAAUGCCUCUGACACUGCGGUACAGCUUGAAAGCCACUUGACUUGCAUGGAGCUGCGUGCUCACGCGGCCCACAUGAGGCCUUUGAUGGCCGGCUUGUCCCAUCGGAAAUACGUGGGGAUAUUGAAUAACGUCAGCGCUAUUCAAUAUUCCCCCCCCCCCCCCCCCCCCGUGCCCAUCGGUUUCUAAUGCAUGCCUUUAAAAAUAAAGGUGAACUAAUUCGAUUGGGUGAAGGGGAAUUUAGCAAACAUGACUGAAACAGGAAGUGCUGGUGUUCAGAAGAUUGACAGUGGUAAUAGGUUAAGGAACAUGCCACCUGAUGUGUUUUCACAACAUCGCCCGAUUGACUUUAAAUAACUUUAAAGGUACAAUAUGAUCAGAAUAUGUCAGAUACUUUGCAUACUUUGAUAUGUCUGGGACCAAAGAGGUGUUCACUGACUUCCACACGAGGGAAGUAUACAUGUAUUUAAAAUAUCAAAGUAUGCAAAGUGUGGAUGGGAUUGUCACGUCUCACAUUUUAACGUCUGAGCUCGGCUAUUCUGCAGAAAAGAUGUCACUGGUGAUGAAUUAUCAGAUGUUUACUAUUAUGUGCAACAACAUUGUUUCCUCGACGACCGCUUAGGGACCCAGGCUGGGGAUUCUGGGCUCGAGGACAAGAUCGGCCCAAAAGCCCAUCGAGUCAUAAGACACCGUUAUUAAUCUGGACUUGUUGUUCGGCCUGCGUCCAGCUCGGGGGCCCCUCUGCGUCGGCAUCUCCCCGCCCGUCUCCAGGCCCGUCACUCCUUACAGCGCUAUCCAAACCUUUUCUGACAGCUGCCCCAAUAGAUAAAUGAAAACCCAGGUUGUGUUGGUUUUACAGCCACUUCCAUCCCUGACCAAGAACAAGAAUUCCUGCGCGGCCCCCCCAAACGUCCCGAGCCUCCAGGUCCGUCGCGCCUCCUGACAAAUAUGAAAAGAAACAGAUAUCGCGGUGCGAGCGCCAGGACAGUGAGUGCACGCUGCUUAAGUGCUGUCUUGGCUUUGGAUAUUGUGGUUUAGGAGGAUUAUUUUAAAAGAAAGCGAGAGGUUGAGGGAGUGAGAGUACGAGGCAUACAAAAUAUACACACACACGUGUAUACACAAAGGGUUCUGCCUCCGCUGACCACGAGACGUUAUCUGUGACUUGUCCUCUGAAAUAGCUGUCGGCUGAGGCCCUGAGACCAGGGUUCAGCAGCCAAGAGGGUCCAGCUACACACAGUGGGCAUGAGGAUCAGGCCAAUCCCAGAACAGCCGAAGAAUGACAAGGAUUCUAUUAUUUUAGACUUUUCGUACAUCGCCGCAAUCUCUCAAAAACGCUCGGUUGGCAGCCGGAGAGAAUUUGAAUUAAAAGGUUCAUUUUCCACAAACUACCCUCAGUCAUUUUCUAAAAGCCGGGGUCUCACUCUGGUCCAGAUCGGUAUCUCGCUGUGGAACGGAUCUUAUUAAUAUUAUCUCGUCGCGGUUAUUUGUUCCGCUCAAGCGAAGCUCAGAGCGUCUCACAUAUCGCUCGACCAAAAUGUCAACAAGUGAAGAAGACAUGCACUUUGUCCCCAUGUCCACUCUGUGAAGUAGACCUAUAAAACGUCUGGUGCUUUGAAGGGGCAGUGGAACUGAACUGACCCCCCCCCCCCUUCAUUCUACUUAAAGAGAAACCUCUUUAAAGUUCCACCCUGUUUGCUGUGGUUCUCUAAAGGGACGGAUCGGCCUACAUUCCCGUUGUGUCGUCCUUACGGCGCUUACACCUCGACGCUUCGCUUCAAAGACGACGGGGUUUAACCUCACGGUGCGUUAUCAACAACCUCUCCUCCUUUCUCCCACGUUCCACAACGAUGCAGCCUCGUUCACGACCAAGUCCAACUGGAUGAACUGAUACUCGACUGUCCGCCGGGCACUGCAGCGUCCAUGCGGCGCCAGAUGUUUUGGGGAUGAUGACAUUUCCUCCAUGCCGCCACAUGAGGGCGUGUUGUUGGUGAUGCACCAGCAGACCAUCAGGAGCUGGAGACCACAGACUCUCGGCGAUGACCGACUAAAGCGUUUCAGAGAACUUCCCCGCACGGGUUCCUAAUGCACACCAGUCCUCUAUCGGUCCAGGUGGCAGAGCGCGCGCACUUCGGCCGUGGGAUGCAGCCUCUCCUCUCCAACACAUGGACAGCGGAGCUCGGAGCUGCCGCAGCGCGCCACGGCUCCACGAGCUGAAGACACCAGCUUUCACCCAGCGCCGAGGAGACGAAAAAGAAGCGGAGACGACGCUCCCGCGUUUUAACACUGGGACCGCAAAUAAAAAAGGAUAUCACACUUCUCUUCCAUUUCCGAACCGCGAGCGAGCAGAACCAGCUGUGUUCAAUGCGCAGCCAUGCUCAUCAUCUCAUCCCGCAGCGCGCUGCUGUCCAUCUACUACCCGCAGAUCUUCUUCAUCCUCACCAGCGGGAGCUACCUGGCGCUGUCCUCUGUGGUAGCACUCGGUGCCAACAUCAUCUGCAACAAGAUACCGGGACUGGCGCCCCGUCAGAGAGCCCUCUGUCAGAGUCGCCCGGACGCCAUCAUCAUCAUCGGCGAAGGCGCUCAGCUGGGCAUCAACGAGUGUCAGCACCAGUUCCGCUCCGGCCGCUGGAACUGCUCCGCCCUGGGCCAGAGGACUGUCUUCGGACAGGAGCUGAGAGCAGCAGGGAGGCAGCGUUCACGUACGCCAUCACCGCAGCCGGAGUCGCCCACGCGGUGACCGCGGCCUGCAGCCAGGGCAACCUCAGCCAGUGCGGCUGCGACCGCGAGAAGCAGGGCUACCACGACCGAGAGGACGGCUGGAAGUGGGGCGGCUGCUCGGCCGACGUCAAGUACGGCGUGGAGUUCUCGCGGCGCUUCGUCGACGCCCGCGAGAUCAAGAAGAACGCCCGCCGGCUGAUGAACCUGCACAACAACGAGGCGGGGCGAAAGAUCCUGGAGGAGAGGAUGAAGCUGGAGUGUAAGUGUCAUGGCGUGUCUGGUUCCUGCACCACUAAGACCUGCUGGAUCACGCUGCCAAAGUUCAGAGAGAUCGGUUACCUGCUGAAGGACCGCUACGGCGGGGCCCUCCAAGUGGAGCCGGUCCGGGCCUCGCGCCUCCGCCAGCCCUCCUUCCUCCGACUCAUGGAGGCCCGGGGCUACCAGAAGCCCACGGACACGGACCUGGUGUACCUGGAGCGUUCGCCCAACUACUGCGAGGAGGACGCGGCCACGGGCAGCACGGGGACGCGGGGCAGGCUGUGCAACGGCACCUCGGCCCACGCGGACGGCUGCAACCUGAUGUGCUGCGGCCGCGGCUACGACACGCACCGCUACACGCGCAUCUGGCAGUGCAACUGCAAGUUCCACUGGUGCUGCUUCGUCAAGUGCAACGCGUGCAGCGAGAAGUCGGAAGUCUUCACGUGCAAGUAGAGGGGGGGGGGGGGGGGGCAUCGGAGAGGCUGCUGAAAAAUGGACAAUGGUUGAAGGUAAAGAGGGUUACGGUAAAGUGGAAUUUGAAGUGAAGUAUUUAUUCAACAAUUUGCACAUUUUUUGGGGAAUUCUUUAAACAGAGGAAAAAAGACUUGAGGGUUAGAGAGGACUGAAAAAGCACUUCCUGUGCGCUGGUUUACCAAACGUGUUGCAGUUGAGAGGAUUUUCUCCGUUUCAAUAUUUGGAAGACAACAUCUUGAGAAGAUGUCGCUCCCGGAUGUCUCUCGCAUGAGAGGAAAGACAACAAAGACUAUUGCUGGAUGUGAAGAAGACUUUUCCGCGACAGCAGCGAAGCGCUGCAGACGACAGAAGACGGAACAUUGAAAGAUGGCCGUGGAAUACUUUUAACUGUACGCUCACACUGUAUUCUGUUUGAACACUGAAAAUAAAACACUACGUAUUUAUGGGGGAAAAACCAUCUUUCAAACUUAAGUCUUAUAGGACGGAUAACAAACUGAAUUGCUGUUUAUUUCCCAUCGGUUGUAGGAUCUUAAAUUGCUACUGAAACACUUCAAGCUGGGAGUAACACACGUAUAGCCACUAAACUAAAUUCCCUUUUAUUCAUUAUUAGUUUGUCUGUGGCGUAUUUGGCUGAAGAUACGCGAUUUUUCUUUGGCGCUACACCGCCACAUCUCGUUUGUUUUUCAUGGAACAUCAGUACGUUGCGUCGUUGACCCCUUUGUUACGCCGAGAGCCAAAGAGGCGGAAAAUACUCCCCAAACUAUUUAAAGCAUCCGACGUGUCAGUUGAGCGGCACUUUCCACCCCGACCGUGUUCAUUGCUGUGUUUUCGGAGGCCUCUCGACUUCUGAGAAAAAGCACGUGAGCCUCGUCGGAACGCCAUAGAGGUGCAGCCGGGUUCGGAUACAUCCAACGUUCCCAUGAAUGCCAGAGACGUGGAAUUCCACAUGAUGGCCUCUGCUUACACAAGGCCUCGCAGCGCGGUUUAGGCCUGCCCGGUGGACGGCAUGUCCCCCAACCACACAGAGGGGGGGACCGGAGGAUCAAAGGCCUCAGAGCUAUUUUGGGACAGCACCCUUAAUGUAUUCAGAAAUGUUUAUUUAGGCUUUAUAUAACUUACAAAACAAUUUGAAGAGUUUAUUUUUAUAUGAGGAACGUGGCACUUUAUGUCAUUUAUAGACUGAGCAGAAAGUCACUAUUUACAAGUGUUUUCUAAUGUCAUUGUAUUCAGAUUUGAGAGCUAUAACUUAUUUGGGGUUUUCAUGUUUUUUGAUCAAAGUCCCCAACUUGUAAAUACUCCACAGAUUGUCCACCUCGAUGCGAACCUUCACAAUUCAACGUAGCUCAAAAAAACCGAGUGAUUCAUCGAGUGUUGGAAAGUCCAGGAUAUUUUGAGUAUUUGAGUAAAUGCAUAAAAUGGCGAGUAGAUAACACACGGAGAACUAGCUGUGCCUCUUUAGAACCAAGAGAUUUGUGUUUCAGAAACUAGCAACAACUAGAGUUGGGACUUCAUAUUGAGCUCGUUUAGCUUUAUUUGUCCCGUGCAUCACUUACGAAACAUGGGACAGUUGUAUUUUUUUUUCCAAUAAAAUUUGAGCAUCCUU
Molecule: messenger RNA, 6936 nt
Organism: Pseudoliparis swirei
Lineage: Eukaryota; Metazoa; Chordata; Actinopteri; Perciformes; Liparidae
Gene: wnt7ba
Product: wingless-type MMTV integration site family, member 7Ba
Exons: 5
Coding region: 4245-5312 (355 amino acids)
Biological process (GO): multicellular organism development; neuron differentiation; positive regulation of JNK cascade
Cellular component (GO): extracellular region
Molecular function (GO): cytokine activity; frizzled binding
Source: RefSeq, a predicted model, not a curated record